GUUUCUUGCUAGUUGUUUACAGAUCUUCGCCGAGCUCAGUAUGGCUUCCAUUAUCGGUCUACUCAGCAUACUCUACUUGUUGCUUAUUCCCGUCAGUUGUUCUUAUGGUCCACAGAAUAUAAUACCGUCUGAGGUUCGUGUGAAUAUAUCCGGUCAAGGUGUGGUGAUCGGCAAUACCAAUACUACAGCAUGGACUGGUCAAACUUAUAUGCAAUUUCGCGGAAUACCCUAUGCAGAGUCACCAAGUGGAGAACUAAGAUAUAAGCCUCCAGUACCUCGGAAACCAUGGUCAACGCCACUUCAAGCCAACGACUACGGACGCAUAUGUCCACAAUUGUUUACAUACAACCGUUUGUCGCCCGAUAAACUGCAGGGUGAUCUAGAGGACUGUCUCACCUUAAAUAUUUUCACCAAAAAGUUAAACGCCACGCAACCGGUGAUGUUCUACGUUCAUGGCGGUAGCUUGCAAGUGGGUUUUGCCAGUGACCACCGACCCGAUUAUUUGCUCGAAGAGGAUAUUGUGCUUGUAGUGAUACAAUAUCGUCUGGGUAUACUUGGAUUUUCCGGCACAAAAACACCGGAUAUGGCUGGUAAUUUCGGUUUAAUGGAUAUAAUGUUGGCACUUCAAUGGGUGCAAGAGCAUAUCUCCGCUUUUGGUGGUGAUAGCGCAAAAGUUACUGUUUUCGGUGAGAGCUCGGGCGGUGAAUUAGGCGGCGCAUUACUGAUCAGUCCUAAGACUCCACCGUCAGCUUUUCAACGGCUCAUUAUACAAUCGGGUUCAAUCGUGGAUAAACAAUCUAUAAAUAUGGAGCCACUUGCGCAAGUGACACGUGUUUGUCGCGCUUUGAAGUGUGAGCAUUGCGAAAGUAUUUACCGAGCGCAACAAUGCUUGAAACGCGCGCCAGUUAUGGACCUGCUUAAGGUGGCUGAAAGCGAACGUUAUGGUUUGAUUAUUCGCGAUUAUUUUGGUACAAUACCAGAGCAUCCGGCUCAACUGAUUGGGCAGACAAAUAAGAAUGUGCCCAUAAUGACUGGCUUUACAAAACACGAUGGCGCGAUUGUGUUAGCCUUCUUUUACGACGACUUCAGAGUGUUUCAUCCUAAUCUGAACACUGUUACUGUGGGAGAUUUCGCCACUGCCUUGAUGAAUUGGAUGAACGAUACAACAGGUUUGACUAAUAAUGCCAUGACGCGUUUGUUAUUCCCUGCGGAUCUAUGGCACAGUGCCGAUCAUAGGCGCGCUCUACCCGCCUACUUCGAUCUCGUCAACAUACUUUUCUUCAAAUCUGUAAUGUUGGGCUUCACAAACAAGCUAUUCGAGAAAGCCGCACAGCCGCCCAUCUACUUCUACACUUUCGACUAUGCCGGCGAGAAGACAAAUUUCGGUUUCGAUUUGGGCAACGCACAGUAUCCCUUCAACGGCGGUGUACAUCAUACCGAUGAGCUGAUUUAUCUAUUUGCAAUGAAGCCACCGUUGAAUGCGCAGGAUACUGCGAUUGCCAAGAAGAUGGUGGCACUAUGGGUGUCUUUUGCCACGACUGGCGUGCCACAGGUGCCGGAUGGACCACUAAUAUCACCAAUGGAACAUAAACGCGGUCCAUACUUCCACAUUGACGAAGAAAUAAAACUGGACGAUGAUAUAUUGAAGGAAUUCACCGCAACCAUUGACGAUCCGAAUAAUACAAAUCUGGAUCGCCCCAGUAAAAUGUGGUAGAGGCCGCUUAUGGCGUCUUUAAAGCUAAAGCUAUACAUAUAUAUAUUUUUGUUGCUUCCUCUUCAUACAUACAAAUAAAUCUUUUUCUUUAUUGUCUGCAUUAA
Molecule: messenger RNA, 1818 nt
Organism: Bactrocera neohumeralis
Lineage: Eukaryota; Metazoa; Arthropoda; Insecta; Diptera; Tephritidae
Product: glutactin-like
Exons: 7
Coding region: 41-1714 (557 amino acids)
Source: RefSeq, a predicted model, not a curated record